AUGCAGAAAAAACGGAAAGCCCUCAAAUCUCGUGGUACCGACUGCACACAGAUCCGAAGUCUGUUUCCAGAUGCCCCCAGUGGAGUCUACGUAAUCCAGCCUAAGGGAGUCAAUACCAGCUUCAAGGUGUACUGUGAGAUGAACUCAGGUGGAGGCUGGACGGUGUUUCAGAGGCGCAGUGGAGGCUCUGUGUCUUUCGACAGAAAAUGGGCAGCAUAUAAGAACGGAUUUGGAAACCUGACACAGGAUCACUGGCUGGGUCUGAGGAAGGUUUUCGCAUUGACAAGGAACCAAUCCAAGAAGUGGAUCUUGAGGGUGGACCUGUGGGACCACGAAGGUGGCACUGCUUUUGCCGAGUACAAGAACUUCAGACUGGGAAAUGAGAAAACAGCUUUCAAACUCCACGUUGGGAAAUACAGCGGAGAUGCAGGUGACGCCAUCCGUGGAGCCUAUCAGGGUAUUGACCAGAACGGCUACGGCUUCAGCACCGUCGACCGCGACAAUGACGGCUGCUCCCCGUGCCUCUUCGGAGACAUUGCUGAAACAAAGUGCUCCCUUUCGGAAGGAGGCGGUUGGUGGUACAGCCGGUGCGGCUCUGCCAGUCUCAACGGUCACUGGCACCCUUCUGGAGAACACAUCGGCUGGGCUUCUGGUCUCCACUGGCUCACCUGGAAACCGCCUGCCCCUUACUCAGCCAAAGCCACAAGAAUGAUGAUCAAGUCCAUGUGA
Messenger RNA from Xiphophorus couchianus (Monterrey platyfish), 729 nucleotides. Its product is annotated as angiopoietin-related protein 5-like. Gene Ontology annotation, cellular component: fibrinogen complex. Gene Ontology annotation, molecular function: protein-macromolecule adaptor activity; extracellular matrix structural constituent. NCBI's taxonomy places the organism in Eukaryota, Metazoa, Chordata, Actinopteri, Cyprinodontiformes, Poeciliidae. The coding region runs from base 1 to 729 and encodes 242 amino acids. The transcript has 6 exons. Gene Ontology annotation, biological process: platelet aggregation; fibrinolysis; blood coagulation. The record is from RefSeq and is a predicted model, not a curated record.